AUGGGACGGGAGGAUGGAGGCAGGGGGGUGCACGGGAAAGCGGAGGGAGAGGAGAGAGAGGAGGGGGAGGAGGAAGAGGAGGUGGAGGAAGAAGAGGAAGUGGAGGAGGUGGAAGGGGGAGAUGAUGGGUGCGAGGAGGAGAAAUCUACUCUGGGCAAGAGGCGAGUACAUAGGAAGAUGAAGAGAAAGGAUUCAGGAGGGGGAGAAGAGAGAUCCGAGAAGUCUCGGAUGAUUGAGGCGGCUCGAAGGGACCCUUCGGAGGGCAAUCUGUUGAGCGUGCUGCGGCGUGUGUUUGGCUUUGAUCGGUUCCGCGAUGGACAGGUGGCGGCCAUCCAACGGGUGCUGCGCGGCCAAUCAACGCUCCUCGUGCUGCCAACUGGUGCUGGGAAGUCGCUCUGUUACCAGCUCCCAGCCUUCCUCCUCCCCGGCCUCACCCUAGUGGUCAGCCCGCUGGUUGCGCUCAUGCAAGACCAGCUCGCCCACCUGCCGCCCUGCCUGCCCGGUGCCCUCCUCUCGUCCUUCCAGUCACCCCAUGAGAGCAGCGGAGUUAUAGAGAGGCUGAGAGGAGAAGAACUGAAGGUGCUGUUUGUGUCGCCUGAGCGCCUGGCAGCGCCCUCCUUCCUGCGCCUGCUCUCCAGCCUGCCCCAGGGCGUGUCCCUCGUGGUGUUCGACGAGGCGCACUGCAUUUCAGAGUGGUCCCACAACUUCCGCUCAGCCUAUCUGCGCCUCUCCUCCAUCCUCCUCUCUAGCGGUCUCCUGGACAAGCAGGCUGCAGCUGGUGCUGGUGAGAGGCAGGCUACUGCAGCAGAAGCAGCAGCAGACGAAGAGCCAUCAGACAGCAAGGCCUCUGCUGCAGAUCCCUCUUCUGCACGUGGUGGUGGUACUGCUGCUGCUGCUGCUGCUGCUGCUGCUGCUGCUUCUGAUGCUGAGGGUACCAAUGGUUGUCUAGCUGGUGGUGACCACACUAACAGCAGCAACAUUCCCCGCAGGCCGUGCAUUCUCGCCAUCACAGCCACUGCCACACGCCUUGCCACGUCAUCGCUCAUCGCAGCGCUGGGCAUCCCGCCGGGUGGCGUGAUUCGGCGCGGAGUGGUGCGCUCGAACCUGCACCUCUCAGUCUCGAUAACCGGGGCCAUGCCUGCUCUGGGAGCUGGGGCUUUGGCUGCAGAGGGAGAGAGCAAGUGGGGGGGCGGGGCAGCAGCAGCAGGGCAGAGCAGGCAGCGGGCGCUAGUGGAUUUGCUGAUGGCUCCCCCCUUUGCUUCUGCUCGCAGCAUCAUCGUCUACUGCUCCUUCCAGUGGGAGUCCGAUGAUGUGGCACGUGUGCUUCGAGACAACCAAAUAGCAGCUCGGAGCUAUCACGGUGGGCUGCAAGCAGGGGAGAGGACACGCAUUCUGCAGCGCUUCACAGCCAACAAGCUCCGAGUGGUUGUGGCGACACUGGCGUUUGGCAUGGGCUUGGACAAGGCGGAUGUUGGCGCAGUUGUGCACUACUCGCUUCCUCGCAGCCCUGAGCAAUAUGUGCAGGAGAUAGGUCGUGCGGGGCGCAACGGUCAACCCGCCUUCUGCCAUUUGUUUGUGGACCGACCCUGCUACCUUCGCCUGCGCAGCCUUGCACACUCGGACGGAGUAUCAGAGAGCACUGUAGCUGCCUUCCUCUCCCUCGUCUUUGGCGACUUCCAACUGCCAUCAGCACCUGAAGAAUCACCUGAAGAACCACCUGAAGCAGCAGUGCAGAUUCCUGUGUUCCGGACCAUUCCCAAGGAAAAAACGGCUCAGUCCCUUGACAUUCGCCCAGAGACCCCAGUGGAGGCUCUUUCCAGGAAGGUACCUCUUGUGAAGGCUAUUCUUGAGGCCAACCCCACCCCUCGCAAUGGCCGGUACACCAUCCAGCUGGCACCGCUGGCCAAUCACGCGUGCAUGCCGCUGCCCAUGCUGCUUGCUGCCUUGAGAGACCUGCAGAGGUGCGGGGAGAUUGUGUGCGAGUUCCAGGAACCUUCCUUGUGCGUGCAGCUCAUAUCUCGCCCCAAGAGCCUCUCCUCUUUGGCUUCAGCCAUCUGCCACCGACUGGCGGCUGUUGAGAAGUCAACGCAAGCCAAUCCCGAUGCGCCACCUGUCAGCGCGCGAGCCAUUGCCCGCAUCCUCCACGGCCUAUCCAGCCCAGCCUUCCCUGCGUCUGAUUGGUCCAAGCACCACUUCUGGGGUCGUUACGCGGACAUUGACUUUCACACACUCCGACGGCUAGUCGUCAACCACUGCGAUUUCUCCGGCAGUAGCCGCGGCGCGAGGGAGUUUGUGGCUUCUCUCCUGCCACAAUUUAAAGAGGCCAAUCCGCAGCUGGCAGUUGAAGCUGUUGUGAACCGGGGCAAGCACCCUAACCUGCAUGCACAGUACGUGAAUGGGAGGGAGAGGGUGGUGGAUGUGAAGAAUCAAGAGGCGGAGACCAUUCUCAUCCAGGCUUUAAGGCUGCGGAAUUCCACGGGGCGGAAAGUGGUCAAGCUGAAGUCGCGACACGAGUCAACUCGGCCCAGCAUCCAAGGCAUGUGGACGCCAGAGCUUCAGGCGCAGCUCAGAUCACAAGCAGCGUAA
This is a messenger RNA of Closterium sp. Yama58-4, 2586 nucleotides long. NCBI's taxonomy places the organism in Eukaryota, Viridiplantae, Streptophyta, Zygnematophyceae, Desmidiales, Closteriaceae. The record is from the annotation of a GenBank genome assembly.